Messenger RNA from Meriones unguiculatus (Mongolian gerbil), 5118 nucleotides. RefSeq names its product lin-54 DREAM MuvB core complex component (gene Lin54). The record is from RefSeq and is a predicted model, not a curated record. NCBI's taxonomy places the organism in Eukaryota, Metazoa, Chordata, Mammalia, Rodentia, Muridae. The coding region runs from base 362 to 2611 and encodes 749 amino acids. Gene Ontology annotation, biological process: regulation of DNA-templated transcription. Gene Ontology annotation, cellular component: nucleus. The transcript is spliced from 13 exons.
CGGCGGCGGCGGCGGCCGGGGCUCGGCUGUCGGGGGAAGCUGCUGAGCUGUGAUGGUGAUGACGAGGUGAAAAUGGCGGAUCUUUCGAAAUACAAUCCCGGCCCCUGACAUACCAGAGGCGGCGGCGGCGGCGACAUCGCCACCCCGGCUCCCGCCAGGGUCCCCGGGUACCCCACAGUGCUCCAUUUCGGGCAAACUGGGAAAGGAAGCAGCUGGACAGAGCUACCGUGCACAGGCAAAACAGGCACUUCCCCGGGCUCGAAAUUGCCCGGGACCUUCCUGAGCCCGCUCCUCGGAGCCGAGGGUGGAGAAAGCGGCAGCCUCUGGAGCACCUGGGCAUCUUUCUAGAAGCAGAGCAAUCAUGGAGGUGGUGCCGGCCGAGGUGAAUGGUUUGCUUCCAGAGGACAUAAUGGACACUGCUAUAACGUUAGUGGAUGAGGAUAGUAUUGAGGCUGUAAUUGUGUCAUCCCCAAUUCCUAUGGAGACAGAGCUGGAAGAAAUUGUCAACAUAAAUUCUACUGGUGACUCAACAGCCACGCCCAUUUCCACGGAACCAAUCACAGUGUACAGUAACCACACUAACCAAGUUGCAGUGAAUACCACAGUUACUAAAGCAGAUUCUAAUUCCACAGUGAAACCAGCAUUUCCAAGUGGCCUUCAAAAACUUGGUGCUCAGACUCCUGUGACUAUAUCAGCCAAUCAGAUCAUUUUAAACAAAGUAUCACAGACAUCUGAUCUUAAACUUGGCAAUCAGACCCUUAAACCAGAUGGACAGAAGUUAAUUUUAACAACUUUGGGCAAGUCUGGUUCUCCAAUUGUUUUAGCACUACCCCAUAGCCAACUACCCCAGGCUCAGAAAGUUACAGCUCAGGCCCAGCCAGGAGAUGCUAAGUUACCACCGCAGCAAAUUAAAGUAGUUACCAUUGGAGGGAGGCCAGAGGUGAAACCUGUCAUUGGUGUCUCAGCACUGACCCCAGGAAGUCAACUGAUUAAUACUACAACUCAGCCCUCUGUGUUACAGACCCAACAGUUAAAAACAGUACAGAUUGCUAAGAAGCCUCGAACACCAACCUCGGGUCCAGUGAUCACGAAGCUGAUCUUUGCAAAACCAAUUAAUAGUAAAGCAGCUACGGGACAGACAGCUCAAGUGUCGUCACCAGUCAUUACAGGUAGGGUUCUUUCACAGUCUACUCCUGGAACUCCAUCAAAGACUAUAACAAUAUCAGAAAGUGGUGUUAUUGGAUCAUCUUUAAAUUCUACAACACAGACACCAAAUAAGAUAGCCAUCUCACCUUUGAAGUCGCCAAAUAAGACAGUGAAAUCAGCUGUGCAGACCAUCAAUGUUGGAGGAAUGAGCACAUCACAGUUUAAGGCCAUUAUUCCUCUGGCAACUGCUCCCAAUGUCCAGCAGAUUCAAGUGCCCGGAAGCAAGUUUCAUUAUGUCCGACUUGUUACUGCCACAACGGCCAGUAGCUCAGCCCAGCCAGUCAGUCAGACUCCCAGUGUAAACACUCAGCCUCUUCAGCAAGCAAAACCAGUAGUUGUUAACACCACCCCGGUACGGAUGUCAGUUCCAUUUGUCCCAACACAGGCCGUUAAACAAGUUGUUCCAAAACCUAUCAAUUCAACUUCCCAACUCGUAACUACGAGCCAGCCACAGCAACGGCUUAUCAUGCCUGCCACACCACUGCCUCAGAUCCAGCCCAACCUCACUAACCUGCCGCCAGGUACUGUGCUGGCACCAGCUCCAGGAACAGGCAACGUGGGCUACGCAGUGCUUCCGGCGCAGUAUGUCACUCAGUUACAGCAGUCUUCGUAUGUGUCUAUAGCAAGCAACUCUAAUUUUACUGGAACGUCCGGCAUCCAGACACAGGCAAGGCUUCCAUUCAAUGGCAUAAUUCCAUCAGAGUCUGCGAGUCGGCCCAGAAAACCCUGUAACUGUACAAAAUCACUGUGUUUGAAAUUAUACUGUGAUUGCUUUGCAAAUGGUGAAUUUUGCAACAACUGCAAUUGUACUAACUGUUACAACAAUCUGGAACAUGAAAAUGAAAGACAAAAAGCAAUAAAGGCAUGCCUUGAUAGAAAUCCAGAAGCCUUCAAGCCGAAGAUAGGAAAAGGAAAAGAGGGGGAGUCAGAUCGACGGCACAGCAAAGGGUGCAAUUGCAAACGGUCAGGAUGUCUUAAAAACUACUGUGAGUGCUAUGAGGCAAAAAUAAUGUGUUCCUCCAUAUGCAAAUGCAUUGGCUGCAAGAAUUUUGAAGAAAGCCCAGAACGGAAGACAUUGAUGCACUUGGCAGAUGCAGCUGAAGUCAGGGUCCAGCAGCAGACAGCAGCAAAGACCAAGUUGUCCUCUCAGAUCUCAGACUUGCUUACCAGGCCAGCCCCAGCUCUGAACAGUGGAGGAGGAAAAUUGCCAUUUACCUUUGUAACUAAAGAAGUAGCUGAAGCCACGUGUAAUUGCCUUCUUGCCCAGGCAGAGCAGGCAGACAAGAAGGGGAAAUCAAAGGCGGCGGCAGAGCGCAUGAUUCUUGAGGAAUUUGGACGGUGUUUGAUGAGCGUCAUCAACUCUGCAGGAAAAGCAAAAAGUGACCCUUGUGCCAUGCACUGCUAACUCUUGUACAAAAGACUGGCGUGGAACUGUGCAGAGGAUUUAAGGUGCCAGGACACUUGAUUUUUUAGAGGAUAGUCUAACAAUUACUGUAUUUUAAUUCAUCCCUUGUUUUAAGAGACCUGAAACUAUAAUAUUGAAAGAGAAGAAAUUUUAAAUGAAGAAAUUAGUACAUUUUAAAUCUUAGUUAAUUCUGCCUAUGUCCCUUCUAAAUUUUUUCUUUAAAAAUUUUUCCUUUAUUGUAUUAUAUAUUUUUUAAUUUGCUUGGGUUUCUUAAGAAUUAGAUGUUCUGUCCUUCUGAUUCUCUUGACAAAGAACAUUCAUAAAUUAUUGUAAUAUCGUUUAUAAAGUAUGGUGUUGUAUGACUUUGUUCUGUAGAAGAAGCUAAAGCACCAUGGGUGUUACCCAUUCUUUGGCUCCAGAUCCAGAAUAUUCACAGGUAGAAUGUCCAUAUAACCAGAUUCUUAAUGAAACAUAUUCAAAUAACAUUUUGUUUAGAAAAACACCAUCCUUCUAAAGAAAAAGCAGCUUUUUAAGGUGGAUUCUAGAAUACUAUCUGUUGUCUCUUUGGGAAGAUCAGAAGGGGAAACAAUCCCUGUCACACCUUUCAGAUAUGAACGUAUUUUCUUUAAAGAAAACAAAAUAUUAAGGGACAGUAAUUUUCAGAGGAUGGGCAGUGUGUCUUUAUGAUGAGGAAUGGCUAACAUGUUCUGGGGUGUCUUCAUUUUCUUUGAAGGAGGUGGUAUGUUUUGCAAUAAUUGUCAAAGUGAUUAUGGAUAAUUACUAAAAUAAGAUUGUGUAAACUGAAGUAAGCAUUUUAUGUCAUGAUAAUAUAGAACUCAAGUAUCAAGUACAAAAUUUGGCUUGGAUGGAGAAGCAAGGAUACAAAGUUGUGAGAUUAUGUAUGAUGACGUUUUUAUGCACACAGUUCUUUGUAGACCUUUUGAACUAAGUUUGAAUCAAUGUGUGACUCUUACCUGAUUUACUAAAAUGGACCUCCUAGCAGCUUCCACAAUUGUAGUGAGCUUUUUAUAAAGAAAGUUUAAUACAACAUUGUUUUUUAGCCAGUGAUUUGGUAAGCUGACAUAUAUGUGUUCUCAUACUUGCAAAAAAAAAAAAUCUAAAUCAUCUUCAAUAAUUAAAAACUAUGAACUUGAGAGCCUAUUUGUUGUAAUAGGACUCUUGAGUUUAUGACAAGGGGGAAAUAUGUUGGAAUUGGGGCAUUUUGUAAGGUACCUUAAUUCUUGAUAAUUAUUAGCAUACGAUUAUUACCUUUCCUACAAGGACUCUGUAGUUGUAUGUAGUUAAGUAUGUAUAUAUGUUCAUAUGAACAUGAAAGAUAUAGGCAAUAGAAAUUAACCCCAAAAGGAUUCCGUUAUUCAUUAAAGUACCCUCCUUUUAAAAUGUGGACUUAUGAAAUUAUAGUGCAGUAACUUUAAAUGUAGAUAAUGCAGGCAUUCUUAGCACCUCAGUCUAGCGUGUCUAAGUAAGCUUUGUAUAAAUGUAAAUUAGUCUACAAGGAUAAAAUAAUAUCUAAUCAAGUUAUUUUUCAAAAGACUGCAAUAAGUUUUUGGUCUAAACCUAAACUUUGUUCAUUUUGUAUAUAUUAUGUGUUCAUUCUCAUUGCACCAUUGUGAUGUGUAUUUAUAUACAGUGUCCACAAAAUGUUUGUGAAUUUUUGAUUAUAAUUGUAGAUUAUGUAUGAUGGCAUUGCUUAAGAAUGUUUUGCUUGUAAAAAUUUGAAGGUGCAAUCAAAUGCUACUAGUUUUGAUUUUUAAGAAGCUUUCUAAAGUAUCAGUCCCUUUCUUCCUGUGUGGUUCUCACUAAACAACUUUUUGUAUUAGGCAUUUGCAUCAAAUUGCUGAACAAAGUUAAUAGCCACAGUAAUUCAUCAAUUUCAAAAGAUUAUUUGGGGAGGGUUCGGUAUAUAAUUUUUAAGCCCUAUUUACGUCCCAAAGUAGAAAGAUUAUAUUUACUAGAGCUAUUCAAAAAGUACACUUUUCUAUAUUGUAAAAUCAGGGCAGAAGAAUAAAUCAUACAGAAAAUAAACAUUUAUACUAUUCUGUGAAAAAAAAGUUUUGCAUUUUUUCUUUAGUUUAAUAAUACCAGUUUUAACCAUUCACAUGCAGGAAGCCUUUUAAUUUACCUGAUUUUCAAGUACAUUUGACAUUUCUUCUGAAAAAAACUUCAAAAGAUAACUUUGGACAAUUCAUUAAUAUGAAUUGCAUUGAAAUAAGAAUAUGUCUGUACUUUUCCACUGCUGAGGCAGAAAUACUGUCUCCUUUCUUUUAGAUGCAUUAUGCUCUUGUGACCACCUCUUAGCUCUUGUGGCCUGGAGAGGAAAAAGCAGCCUGUAGGUCUUAUCUAUGAGAUGGGAGCUCGGUGUGGUAGGACCGAAGUGAACAGCGCUGGCUGAGGAAGUGGGAUGAACCGCCUUAGCCCCGUCAUCUGAUACUCCAUAACUGACAUUUUGCUCUUAUGUAAAAUGUGAAUAAAAAUAGCUUCAGAAA